Paraphaeosphaeria sporulosa is the source of this 2639-nucleotide messenger RNA. Its product is annotated as glutaminase A. The record is from RefSeq and is a predicted model, not a curated record. The transcript is spliced from 4 exons. Bases 1 to 2466 code for a protein of 821 amino acids. Lineage: Eukaryota; Fungi; Ascomycota; Dothideomycetes; Pleosporales; Didymosphaeriaceae.
AUGCACGUCGCCAUUCCCGCCGCGCUGCUGGCAAGCGCCGCAACAGUCGCGACUGCAUCAUCCCUAACGCCGCCAGUACUGCCAUUGAUCGUACGCAACCCGUAUCUGAGCACGUGGCUGGGCAAUGCAAGAGAGGAACCCUGGAAGAAAUGGCCUAUGUUUUGGCAUGGUACUGAGCUCGGCUUCAGCGUCCUCGCACAUAUUCCGGACACGCACGAAGUGUUUCCGCUGCUUGGCCGACCACAAGACUCUCUGAACUCGAACGAACGGGAUUAUGUUGCGCGCGAGAAGGGAUAUAGCAUUUCGUACCCGGAGUUCAGAGGCGCACAAUACGACGCCUCUACGACUAAUCUCACGUAUGCGCUACCCGCUCUAUCUGGCCUCUCCGGUGCCGAGGACCUUAAUAUCACGCUUUCCUUCCUCUCGCCUGUUACGCCCACGUCGACGCUGAGGCAGGCGCUUCCGGCGGCAUACAUUACGGUGUAUGUGGAGGGAAGCUUCGAUGUAAACAUAUACAUAGAUGUCAAUGGACAGUGGGUUAGCGGAUUCCCGGAUAGCCAGAUCGAGUGGACCUUGUCGCAACAGAAAGCGACUGGUGCCCUCGAAGGAUUGAAGACCUGGACAGUACAGCGAAAGGAGCAAGUAGUCUUCGCCGAAGAGAAAGACCAAGCAGAAUGGGGACAACUGCACUUAACGGCACCUGAGAAUGUGCGACACGAGAGCGGACCCUCCGAAAAGCUUCGACAGCGGUUUGCGAGGACCGGAACGCUGCAGAAUGAAAUCGAUCCGGACUUCCCGCGAGCAAUCAACCAGGACGAACCGGUCUUCGCCUUCUCCAAGUCGUUUGAGCUAGCCAAGUUCCACGGGGCAGGAAGUGACAGCAUCCUGUUUACCAUAUCUCAUGUCCAAGACGAGGUCACCCAAUUUGCUUCGGCGCGGGGCCUCACGCGCAUGUUGCCGCUAUGGAAGUCCUAUUUUCACUCCGAACAGGAUCUCUUGAGCUUCCAUUACCUCGACUUCCCCAAAGCGCAGACGUUGGCUGCCAACUACUCCGAACAGCUCCGCAUCGACGCAUAUGCCUCCGGCUCGGAUACGUAUGUCGACAUAGUCGCCCUGUCGGCUCGCCAAACGCUAGGUGCGACGAGCUUCUCUGGUACGCCUGACGACCCGCUGCUCUUCCUGAAGGAAAUCUCUUCCAAUGGAAACUCUCAAACUGUUGACGUCAUCUUUCCAGCGUUCCCGUUCUUCCUGUAUACGAAUCCGAGAUGGGCUGCUUACUUACUUGAGCCAUUGUUGGAGCAUCAGUUGAAGAACUUGUAUCCGAACAAGUACUCAAUGCACGACCUUGGAUCACACUUCCCGAACUUGACUGGGCAUGCUGAUGGGCGGGACGAGUAUAUGCCUGUUGAGGAGUGUGGCGACAUGCUCAUCAUGGGACUGGCCUUGGUGAAAUCACUAGUGUACAAGUCAGAUGAGGUCGCGCAGUCAAUAUGGUCCACAGUUGGAAGCAGAGACAACGUUGAUGAUCGAAACGAUCACCGAUUUUUGUUGACGAACCUGGGCACUCAAGACGGCAUCGACUAUAUCGACAGCUCUUGGGGCGGCGGAGAUAGGGGCAUCAAGCAGGCGAAGAAGUGGCUGGAAAGAAGCUACACACUCUGGAAGCAGUGGACGGGCUAUCUUGUGGAGUUUGCCAAAGAGCCCGGCAAUCAGUUGUGCACCGACGACUUCGCCGGCUGGCUACCACUCCAGACCAACCUCGCCCUAAAAGGUAUCAUUGGCAUCAAAGCUUUCAGCGAGCUUGCCACCCUACUCGGUCGCACCGGCGACGCAGACGAACACCGGAAAAUAUCGGAUGAGUACCUUGAUCACUGGCGCACACGGGGUAUCUCAGUCGAUGGGUCUCAUGCAAAGUUAGCGUACGACUGGUACGGCAGCUGGACCACGCUGUAUUCACUCUACUCCGACGCUUUGCUUUGCUUCCAUCCCUCCAUCACCAACAAUGCCUCUUCCGAAAAUCCAGCAUCUUUUGUAGCGGCAUCGCACGACAGCCAGCAGCCACUCUCUCCCCACCCUGAUCUCCACUCUGACAAGGCCAAAGAUUUUAUCCCCCACGAAAUCUACACAAACCAAUCCAUCUGGUACUCUUACUCCCUGCAAAAGUACGGGCUCCCCCUCGACAGCCGCCACCUGUACGCCAAGUCCGACUGGGAGUUCUACGCCGCGGCCGUCGCCUCGUCCGAUGUCCGGAAGGCUAUCUUGGAAAAGGUGGCCAAGUGGGUCAAUGAGACGGUUACGGACAGGCCGUUCUCGGAUCUAUAUAAUACUGAGGGGGAGGGGGGUUUCCCGGAUCCGUAUUUCUUUGCGAGACCGGUUGUUGGUGGGCAUUUUGCAUUUUUGGCGCUGGAGAGGGCUUGUAAGGGGAGUAGGAAGGAGUUUGAGGUGGUGGAUGUGGAUGAGCUCUGAAAUGGAAAGGGGGAUGCUUAGACUGGUAAUGAAAUACAACACACGCUAUUUCAAGUCCAAGAAACUGGAAAGGAGUAUGGCCUGAUUAAAUUGUCCUCCAUACUGCAACUCUGACUACACAUAUGCAGUGCAAUACUUUCCGCACAUUUCCUUAGGUAGGCUAUAGCCCUUAG